UCCUCCUCCUCCUCCUCCCCUUCCUCCCCGUCCUCCUCCUGCUCUGUCCUCAUUCUGGUCCCCCUGGAGGAGGGGUCUGCUGCUGCCGGGUCCCCGAGUCCUCCCCAGAGCCCUCGGAGCUCCUGCCCCUCCCCCAGUGCCAUGGCAGGCGCUUCGGGGAGCCAGUCCCACCCGGGCUCCAGCAGCCCCGAUGAGGAGGGGUCGAGCACCUGGGGGGCCCCGGCAGGGCCCAGGCCUCCUCCCAGAUGCGCUCCGCGUGAAAGUGGCCGGCCUGGUGCUGCUGCUUCUGCUCCUCACAGUAUCGCACCAAUCAGCCGACCCACACGGGCGGAGAUGCUGGCGGCGGUUAGCCAAGAUGACCAGGACCGCUUCCCCGUGAUCUUCCGCCGAGCCUGCGAGUAUCUGCAGCUGGUCUUUGGAGUCGACGUGAAGGAAGUGGACCCCCGCGAGCACUCCUACGUCCUGGAAGGGUACCUGGAGUACCGGCAGGUGCCCGGCAGCGAGCCCGCACGCUACGAGUUCCUGUGGGGUCCCAGGGCGCACGCAGAAACCAGCGCCGUGCAAGUGCUGCAGCACAUCCUCGCGGUCAACAGCAGGCAGCCCGGGUCUCCGUGUCUGUCCGAAGAGGCUGUGAGCCAUGAGGAAGAGCGGGCCUGAGCCCGAGGGGCAGCCGGGCCCGUUCCCACCUGGGGUCGAGCAGCCUCUCCUGCGGGGCACGAAGCCAGGCCACUUCUCCCCCGCGAGUGCGAGCAGAGCGGGCGCUGGGCGUUAAGGUUUCGUGAGCUUCGGCUCAGUGUGGGAGUGGCACCCACGCCACAGGUGUUCAAGAGCCAGAGUUUUGCCGUUGGUGCAACGAGCUGGGAACCCUUCCGUCCUCGUUCGGGAUCCAGAAGGGAAUCGCGGUGCCUGGGCUGGGCACAGACAGGGAUGUCUUGCAAACGUGAAGACCUUGGCAGUAAACGGAUGGCUUCAGGACACGGAGCAAUAAAAGAUGUUCGUUCUUG
Messenger RNA from Lynx canadensis (Canada lynx), 1004 nucleotides. Its product is annotated as melanoma-associated antigen 8-like. The transcript is spliced from 3 exons. Gene Ontology annotation, cellular component: nucleus. The record is from RefSeq and is a predicted model, not a curated record. Gene Ontology annotation, biological process: negative regulation of transcription by RNA polymerase II. The annotation marks the transcript as partial. NCBI's taxonomy places the organism in Eukaryota, Metazoa, Chordata, Mammalia, Carnivora, Felidae.